Molecule: messenger RNA, 2580 nt
Organism: Triplophysa dalaica
Lineage: Eukaryota; Metazoa; Chordata; Actinopteri; Cypriniformes; Nemacheilidae
Gene: allc
Product: allantoicase
Exons: 11
Coding region: 95-1294 (399 amino acids)
Biological process (GO): allantoin catabolic process
Molecular function (GO): allantoicase activity
Source: RefSeq, a predicted model, not a curated record
AUUACAGUCAGCCUGUUAUAUCGACAGGUGUUAACACACGUCUAACUCUGAUCUCGUAACUGUGAAGUUCAAUUAUAUUUCUGAUUGAUAAAAAAUGGCAAAUCGACCAGUGAUAAAGGAGGCGAGCAGUCAGCCACACUUUUUGCAGUUCAACAAUCUUGCAUGUGAAACAGCUGGAGGGAAGGUAAUUUUUGCCACAGAUGAGUGGUUUGCCCCUGCUAGAAAUCUUUUGAAGAGAGAUCCUCCAGAAUUCAUAGCUACAUCAUUUACUGAAUUUGGGAAAUGGAUGGAUGGCUGGGAAACCAGGAGGAAAAGAAUUCCAGGUCAUGACUGGUGCAUCGUGCAGUUAGGAGUUCCAGGAAUUAUUCAUGGCUUUGAUGUUGACACGUCCUUCUUCACUGGAAACUAUGCCCCGUACGUCUCCAUUCAAGCUGCGUGUCUUGAUCAUGCACCCUGUUUUUCUCUGGAUGGAGAUCGUACAGGAAUGGCUGCUUCCCCAAGCCAGAUUGAAGCUGUUGCGCAGCUUAACUCAGACGGAUGGGAGGAGCUUGUCCCAGUGACAGUGCUGAAGCCGGGGUACUCGGACUCAUGCCACAACUACUUCAGCGUCACGUUCCCACAAAGAGUCACCCAUAUCCGCCUUAAUAUAUAUCCAGAUGGUGGAAUUGCAAGGCUGAAAGUCUAUGGCAUUGGAAACAAGGACUGGUCAACUGUGCCUCGUAAAGACCAAGUGGAUUUGGUUGCCCUGGUCAACGGAGGAGUAUGUGUAGGCUACAGCGAGGCCCACUACGGUCACCCGCGCAAUAUGAUUGGUCUGGGGAGGGCUGACAACAUGGGUGAUGGGUGGGAGACAGCCAGACGUCUGGAUCGGCCCAAAAUUUUGAAAGUGGAUGAAAAAGGCAUAUUACAGGUGCCAGGCUGUGAAUGGGCUAUUUUCAGGCUAGGACAUCCUGGAGUGAUAAGCAGAAUCGAGCUAGACACCAACCAUUUUAAAGGAAACUUCCCAGACUCUUGCAGAGUUGAGGCCUGCAAUUUGACUCGAGAUGAGGAGAGGACAUUUCUUCUUAACCAGUGGAGCAGUGACAAAAGCCCCAAGUGGAGAAUUCUUCUUUCUCCCCAGAAACUGAAGCCACACCACAGGCAUUUCUUUUCUGGGGAGUCUGUAAUGGGAUGUGGGGCUGUGACUCAUGUACGCCUGGUCAUAGCUCCAGAUGGAGGGUUAAGCCGUCUCAGACUCUGGGGUCAGCCGGUGUCUAACAAUCUGACCCGUCCUCAACAAACAUCCAAACUGUAACUCCAACACACAGCUACAAAAUGUUGCAAUGGAAAACUUGCAAAAAAGUUCACAUAAGACUAGCUUAAUUUUCUUAUAAUACAUACCAUACCAUCCUACACCACCAUAUUGCACACUAUGCAUCCUAUAGUUUAUGGUAUAAUAUGCUGGAGUGUUGCGUUACUGGCUGCUGGUUUAUAAAACACUAUAAAAGGAGUUCAGUACCUUGUAUAUUUCUAGAUUUAAUGCUUUUGAAUUAGAUUAUUAGUUUGGAAAAUCAGUAUAGCCAUGCCUUAUUGAAGCACAGAUGGAGGUGAAAUAUGGCAGUCUGUCAGUAUGAAUGUGAAUGUUUGCUAAAAAAAAAUACUUGUCUGGGCAAUUAUCCAAUUUUAGGAACAUUCCAUAACAACAAAAUGCAGACAGUCUUGAGUUUUUUUGUAUGUCUAUGUUGCUGUAUAAUAGGAUUCAAGACUUGUUAUGUAUGCAUGUUAAAUAAAAGCAAUGACCAUGAGUAUUGUAUAUUCAAAGAUAAUAUUUUAUCCAACAUAUUUAUGAACACGUUGAACAAGUUUACCUCGAUCAAGGAUUGUGCUUUUUUGUUUAUCUAAAUGUUUAAUAUGGAAUAUUUAACACAUAAUAGCCUGUACCAGUUAUUUUAUUACCAUUAUGGGUUUUAAUGAUGGACGUCUAAUGAAUAUACCACACAGUAAUAGUAUGCCUAUAGUAAUUUUAUGAAACGUAUUGUUCAACCGUGCUUCUAUAAGAGGUGCUUCGAUGCCGUGUAAGAACCCUUUUGGUUCCAUAAAGUUCUUUAGAAUCUAAAGUUUAGAUUAUAAAAAGUAAGAAAGAAAUGGUUCUUUAUAGAACCUUUGACUGAAUGGUUGUUUGUAGAAGCAAAAAUGGUUAUUCUAUGGCAUUGCUAUGUGAAGAACCUUUUAAGCACCUUUAUUUUUGUGUAGCUGGAAAUUUAAUUAUUCUUUUAACUCCUACAGACCCUGUACAACUGUCCAUUUAAUUAUUUUAAGGUUAUAUUUAUAGUUCUGAUGUUGAUUAAUGACAGAUGUUCCAAAAUACAAUGUGUAACAGUUCCUCUUUUAAAGGUUCUGUGUGUGAUUUUUGAGAGUAUCGGUUGACAGAAAUGCAAUAUAAUAUACAUGACUAUGUCUUCAGAGGUGUAUAAGUGUUUUGUUUUUAUUACCUUAGAAUUCACCAUGUUGUUUUUGCAGUAGCCCUAAACAGACAAACUGCUCUACAGAGCCUGUUUUCGUAAAUUUUUUCAUUUAUGGAAAAUAAAUUACCAAAUAUUU